UACACCGAAGACAACAACGGAGGAAGCCAGUAAUGUUUUUGUCACUGUCAGCAAACCAUAACACAGUUAGCACACUGGUCGUAAAAUUAGCAUAAAUGUUCCAAUUUUUACUUUAAUAGUAUGUUUGCUUCGUUCGAACAGAUGGUCCAUAUGGUUGGUUCAUCUUCCAGCCAGUAGCUUCAACGUUACUUAGUCUAUAUUCUUUAAAUACUAGCUAACCUUAACUACAUCAACAAGCAGGCUGCAGCUGACCCUUCACUCCGGGUCGGUUGAAGAGGAGUGCAGUGAACUGGAUAAAUGUAUCUGGCGGAGGCAUGAAGAGAAACACUUCCGGGUGACAAUGCAGCUUCACCAAAUAAACAAAAUUUAACGAAAUAAACAAGGCGCUGUGAAUCGUCACUGGUCUGCGGACCAAGAGAGACAGACAAACAACUUGCCAGUGAUGCUACACCCGGAAUGGCAGAGAGACAGGACAAUGAGGUGGAGGAGGCUGACCAGGUCUACCUGCUCAUGAAGGAGGAGUACCGCAUCUCCCGAAACGUGCGCCUGGCCUGGUUCCUGAGCAAACUCAACCAGGUCAUCCGGCCCGCCCCCAAGACGGAGCUGCUGAACUCCGAGAAUGAGCUGGACGUCCUCAGCAUCCUCCCGAAGGGGUGGCAGCCCGACUUCUCCCCGUCGACCCUGCCGUACCAGCUGGUGCCCUCGACCCGGGUCACCUUCCUGGCCCGCCGGUACCGCUUCAUCAUCGAGCUGGACCUCAGCCCCUCCACGGGGAUCGUGGACGACAGCACCGGGGAGAUGAUAUUCGACGAGGUGUUCCACGCCCUGUCCCGCUGUCUGGCCGGACUGGCCCGGCCUUUCAAAGUCCCUGGCACAGACCUCAUGUUCCAGCCGGAGAUCUUCAUCACCAUCCUCGCCUACUCCUCCAUCAUCGGGCUCAACUCUCACCAGGUGUUGGUUCAGGGCUGCCAGCUGGAUCGGACGGAUCUGGACCAGUUCCUGCAGCAGAUCUACCAGCAGCUCAGGGCGGUGGAGAACAACAUCGCGGAGGUCCUGCAGCAGCUGCACCACCAGGCCAGGGGACAGGCCGAGGGGGGUGUUCCGUGCGCCGGGAUCUCCGGGGACAUGGCGGAGGACCAGCCUCAGAAGAAGCUGGGCGUUUCCAUGGUGACGGCGGACGUGGGGCUUGUCAGUAUGGUCCGGCAGGGGAUUCUGGCUCUCCAGCUUCUCCCCCCCAACUCCAGUGCGGGUAUAAUCAUCAUCACGGACGGUGUGACCAGCGUGCCUGACGUUGCCGUGUGCGAGACCCUUCUCAACCAGCUGAGGAGCGGAACCAUCGCCUGUUCCUUUGUUCAGGUGGGAGGGGCUUUCUCGUACGACUGCAGCUUUGGAUACAUCCCCAACGUGGAGCUCAUGAAGUUCAUCUCCCUAGCCACGUUUGGGUCCUACCUGUCAAUCUGUCCGGAGGUGGACCUCUCCAAUCAGGAAAUGAACACGUAUCACAAGGCCUUCCUCACCUAUUCCUUCCUGAAGACCAGCGAGUCCAUGAAUCCUGAGUACUACUGCGUCUCUCAACACAAGCUGUUCAAUGAGCACCUGGUGUCGGCCAGUGGGAACCCCGCCCUGGUGAUGCGCAGGAAGAAGCACACGGAGAAGGAGGUCCACGCCCACCUGGUGAGCGUGGUGUCAGUCCGGCUGAGGGAGGGCUACACUAUCCGUGAGGUCAACUUCACCAAAGGGGGCAGUCAGUUGGAGGUGAAGCUGGUUCUGCUGUGGAAGCACAACAUGCGCAUCGAGUACCUGGCGGUGGCCUCCUGGCCCCUCGACCCCGGGAACCGCACCACCUGGGUGGAGGUGACCAUGGAGGGCAGCUACGACAUCCUGCACGACAUCAGCUGCACCAUGAGGAAGCCCAUCACCAGCCCCUACCGCACCUCCGUCAUCCGCCGCUUCUGGAACACUCUGCAGAGCAUAAACCAGACUGAUCAGAUGCUGGUCCACCUGCAGUCCUUCAACUCCAUUCCAGAACAUUACACCAUCCCAGAGAGCACCAAGAACGGGGUUCCCCUCUUCUACAUCCCCCCUGGCUCCACGACGCCGGUGCUGUCACUCCAGCACAGCGGCUCCAAGGACUCCAGCCAGUCCCAGUUCGCUUCCUACUGGAAGCCCAUCCUCUCCAUGGACGCCAACUUCUGGCAGAGGUGGCUGCACAUGCAUCGCAUUGCCAUCAUCCUGGAGCACGACAGCCCCGUGCCCAAACACCUACACACUGCCGGCAGCAACGGACGCUUCAGCACCAUCCAGUGCCGCAUCUCGCACUCGGCCCUCACCUCCCUGCUGCGGGACUGGAGCAGCUUCGUGCUGGUGGAGGGCUACUCCUAUGUCAAGCUCAUUUACAGCAGCGCUUCCGACCAGCCUCCCUCCUCUUUCUACCUGGUGCGUCUGAUCUCCAAGGCACCCUGCAUGGUCCUGCGCCUGGGCUUCCCGAUCGGGACCCCUGCCCAAACCAGGAACAAGAUUGUUGACGAGCUGCGAGACCAGAUCCUUCGGCUGCGGUUCCCCCACCGAGUCCAGAACAAGGAGGCCACACCCAAAGUGAAGAGGAAGAUCUUGGGGAACGCUUCCCCCUCCAAAUCGCCCCCUCUCCCGACCCCGAAGCCGACGCUCUCCGACCGGCCCUGCGUGGUGGUGCUCAACAAACCGCUGGAAAAGCUUCUCAUCAGGUACGAGAAGCUCCCGACCGACUACCGCACCCCGUUCAUCCUGAACAUGGAGCACUUCGCCCAGGGGCCCACCAUGUCGGCCCCCCUGACCGUGGCGGCCAGCCGCACGGCCUCCUCCACGCUGGCCUCGCUCUCCCGCUACUUCCUGCACCAGCGCUGGGUGUGGGCGGUGCAGACCGCCGCGGGACCGGCGGUGCCCCUGCAGGCGGUGGCCCACAUCCUCUCCAUGCUGUCCGAGAUUCGACUGUCAGAAGGAUUUCACUUUGCUGCUAGUGGUGAAGGCAUCAUCAACAUGGUGACAGAGCUGCCGAUGAAGGGCAUGCCCGCCGCAGUGGACAGAGAACACCACACCUGCAUCGUCCAGUACAUCCUGUUUCCCCCACACUCUACCUCCACCAAGGACAGCUUCUCCACAGAUGACGACAACGACACGGAGGUGGAGGCCAUCGACACGGACACCGAGCUGAACCUGGUGACGGAGUGCUGGGUGGAGCCGCAGAGCGGCACGGUGUGGAGCUCCUCGGACCAGCACCGCCACCUGCAGGGCCUCAGCUAUGAGGAGAUCCCGCAAGCGAUUUUUCCUCGCGACUUGACCUGCAUGUCGACCAUGAUGACCUUUGAGUACCUGAGCCAGCUGUGCCAGAACAAGGACCAGGUCUACCCGCUGUGUGCGGUCAAGAGUGAUCCAGGAGAAGCCCCAGCUGCUGAUGACUGCAUCCACACUGUCCCUUUCCAGUUUGACCUGAUGAAGCUGCUCCCUAAGUGCCAGCAGAUUGAGAUCUUCUUCUUCACUCUCAGCAGAGUGGAGAGUGAAGAGCCGGCCCAGAGCUCCUCCUGCCUGCCCAACGAGCUGCUGCUCAGCCUGUUCCACAGCUGUCUGCAGCAGGACCUCAGCGACCGCGAGAUCCCAUUGGCCGAUGCCGACCACGUGACCUUCAUGCAGCAUAUCCUGCAGAGGGAGCGAGACGGACACGUGGCGCCCUUCUCCUUGCCUGUCAUAAAAGAGGAGUGCCUGAAAGCCCCCGAAAGGCAGGGCACGGUGAUGUCAUUCCACACGGUCGGGAGCAGUAAGGAGGUGACGGGCUCCACCAGUACUCUGCAGAGCUUCAGCAAUGCAGACCUGGCCGAGGAGGAACGCCUUCCUCCAGAGAGCGACAGCCCGUCUCCGCAGUGGAAGUGCUACGCCAAGUUCGUCAACCCCCAGCAGAUCUUCCUCACCUUUCUCCCCGCUACCUUCACAGACGUGCAGAUACUGAUGGCCUCCGGACUGGACCGAGAGCCCUCGGGCAGCGGGAGCUCCCAAGAGGAGGACGACACCCUCACACACAGCCGCGGCCAAUCGCAGACGGACUCUCACGACGGCUCGGCCAAUGGGCCGGGGAGACCGGAGCCUCCUCCUGCUGAGCAGGGGGCCAGCCCCCUUCUGAACGGCCCCGACGACAGCCUCCUGAGCCCCGGCCUGAGCGUGCAGUCCCCUUCGUCGGACGGCAGGAAGUCGGAGGAUUCCACUCUGGAGUUCGAAGACUGGGCCGGCAGGGGUACUGCGCAAGAGAAUGGCCCUGAACGUCCAGGUGCAGAGGAGAGGGAGGGGGUGCAGUUCGCCGAGCCGCAGAAGCGGGACUUCCACAUCACCUUCAGCCGGCAGGUGUCUCAGCAGAGCUCCGGAGACCUGUCCCGGCCCCGCUGCCCCGUCUACGUCUACAGCUGCUCCCUGGAGUCCCUCAAGGAGCAGCUGGUGCACCCCCGGGCCGGCCGGCAGCCGCGAGACGUCUUCUUCAGACCUCAAGACGCAGACUCCUGGGAGAUCUAUCAGCAGAUGAAGUUCAGGUCCCUCUCCCAGGAGCGCAGCAGCACCUCCUCCUGGACGGAGCUGAUGGCGCACCCGCACAAGCACAAGGAGCUGGCCAACUACUGCAGCCUGCUGCAGGAGCACUACCACCAGAGCUACGUCAAAGGCGUGUACCGCAGCCUCCAGCAGACCCACUACAUCAGCUCCCAGGACGUCCUGACCGCCAUGGACUACUGCGAGGAGUCCCUGCAGGAGAUCGACAUCGGCGCCUUCCUGCAGACCCUGUGCGGCCACAUCCGCGCCUUCCGCGAGCGCCAGGAGCUGCCGGGCGCCGCCGCCGCCAGGGGGCGGGGCCCCCACGCCAACCCCGCCACAUUCACCAUCGGCGAGGCCGAGGACGAGGGCGCGUCCGAGAGGGGGGUGCUGGCCUCCUCUUCCAGUGUGGAGGCGGAGGAUGUCAGCGAGGCGGAGUCUAGAGGGAAGCCCUCGGCCCCCACCUCCCCUGUGGCACCAGAGGAACCCAAAACCCACAGGGUCUACCCAGAAUUCCCUCUAUCGCUCUUACAGACCCAGCAGAAGUGUGAGGUUUUCCCUGACCUGCACAAGAUUAUACAGGAUAAAUUCAUGGAAAUUGGUGCUCAGUACUUCAAGACAGUGCCUUCAAACCCACACUACUUCUUUUACUGCCCUCCGUCGGCUAAGAAAGAGGAGGACUCGGACCACGAGGAAGAGAGGAGGCCCAGCGAGGAGACCGAAGUUUCGGAGGCCGAGCUCGCCACCGAGGACGAGAAUAUGUCCGGUUGCUGCAUCGUGACGGAGAGCGACACGGACCUGGAGGUGGAGUACCAGGAGCGCGCCGACAGGAAGUUCCCGGACAACGACUCGCUGUCGGACUCCAACACGGUGAACCAGGACGAGGACUCCUUCAGCAUCCUGGAGGGGGACUCCCUGCUGGAGCCGGAGGGGCCCCAGCCCGAGAUGCCCCCCCUCUUCGUCCACCUCACCUGCUCCGUCAACGUGAAGAACUGCCACGGCUCCAUGCCCAUACAGACACUGCCCACCUGCCUGGGUGAGCUCAUAUCCUGCCUGGAGAACGCGGAGUCCCUUCAGUCGGUGGAUCUGAACGAGCUGUCGGUCACCCUGGACAUCUUCGUUCUGACCCUGCCUCUGGAGAUCGAGGGGAUGGCCUCCGACUUCCACCACAGCCGGUACACCUCAGAAAGCAGCGUGUCCCUGAACCGCUCCCCCGGGCAGCCGUCGUCCUACCGCUCGGACGAGGAGCUGAUGGGGACCCUGGACAGCCUGCGGGGCUCCGGGGUGGACGGGGUUUCGGGGGACACUCUGGCCAAACUCCCCAUCCCGCACAAGCUGGCUGUCUUGGCCACCAUGGACGAGAUCCGCUGGCUGCUGGAGGACGAGAUCGUCUCCGCCCUGCGCCACUCCCGGGUGAUCGGCGCCCCCACCCUGCAGAAGGUGGCGGACCACGUGUACCGCUCCAGCGGGCGCCCCCGCUGCCACUGCGAGGUGGUGCCCCUGCAGUUCGUCUUCGGCCCCGAGCAGUCCCUGGAGAGGUUCAAAGAGGAGUUCCGCAGGAUGUCCCUCCAGGGUUACCUGCUGAACGGGGGACUGGAUAACUUCCACUACGUGUCCAUCAGCCGGCUUCACUCCCAGCGCAUCCUGGCCGCCCGCAAGCUGUCCGAACCGCCCCCGAACGCCGAGGAGGAGGGCAGGGCCGCCCAGCAGCCCAAUCACUGUGCGGGGGUGGAAGAGACCCUCGGGGCGUCGGCCAAUCGGAACGCGGCAGGGAAGGACGCGGACAGUGAAGCCGAGAUGGAGAGGGCGGAGCCUAACUCUGCGGGGCAGGGAGAGGAGAAGCGGGCGGUGCCAGGGCAGGUGCCCGGGUGCGAGCCCGCCCCAGAGCCCUGCGACGGCGGCCUGGCGGACAGGGAGGAGACCUGCCCCCAGAGCUCGGGCAGCGUUGGCGGCAGCAGCGCCACAGGGGACAAACCGCCGUCGGGCCCGCCCCUCCUGCAGCCCAGCGGCAGCACGGACCGGUCCUCCGAGCACACCUCCCCCCCCAAGACCCCCUCGGCCGUCAGCCUGGCCGAAUCGGUGCAGUCCGCCACUCACAGCAGCGGGAAGCUGAGGCCCAGCCGGGUACAGAGCGUGGUGUCCAGCCAGGGCAGCCUGGACUCGGACAUGCUCGGCUACGACGGGGGCAGUAGUGACUCCGAGUGCGAAGACCCCACCAUGGACGAGCAGGAGCCCCAGUGUCCGCUCAUGCCCGACUUCUGGCUGAUCGUGAAGAUCCAUCAGGACAGAGUGGAGGUGUACUCCCACUCCAGGAGCUUCAAUGGAGGAAAGGAGGAGGGGACGGGGGAGGCGGAGAAAGAGGAGGAGGUGCCCGAGUACCUGCAGCUCCAUCACACCGUGGUGCGGAAGAUUGGGGAGAUCUGCCGCGUGGUCAACCAGCGCCUCCUGCUGAAGGACCUCCACGACAGCCACGUGUGCAACUCCCUCCUGGUGGCGGAGAGCGAGGAGGACAUCUGGAAGAACGAGUCUCUGUACAGGCAGAAGAUGGCCAGCUCCGACGACUACAACGCGGAGGAGAGCUACCAGCCCCGGGACUACCUGGCUGCCACCAUGCAGUUCAUCCCGGGCCACUUCGCCUGCGACGUGGUGUGGAGCACGGUCAUCCACAUCCACCCCCGCCUCAAGAUGGGGCCCAACAUGGGCGUGUCCAGAGCGAUCCAGGCCCUGCGGUCAGUGCUCAAUGCCUUCUGCGUGGUCAACAGGAAGAACAUGUUCGUCUACCAGGAGCGCACUACAAAAUCAGUCUUCUACCUCAGACUCACCGAGACGCCCCAGAGCGGGAAGUUUUCGGAUCUGGACGGCAACCCCCUGCACGCGUCCCGUUCGGUGGGCCUGGCCCGCAGCCAGGAGCCCAUCUACAGCGAGGACCUUUCGGGGUCCCGUUCCUCCCUGGAAGGGUCCCGCCCCUCCCUGGAUGGGUCUCGCCCAGUUGGUCAGGUGGACAAGCACAUCCUGCUGCUAGUGCACGGCGUGGGCCAAGCUGGUCCGGAGAUCACGGACGAGCUGGUCAAGGUUCUGCGCAAGCGGCUGGACGAGGCCACGCUGGACAUCAUCACCGUCAUGCUCGUGCGCAACUGCAAGCUCACGCCGGCGGACGUGGAGUUCAUCCAGCCGCCGGGCUCCCCGGCCACGGAGGUGAUGGAGUUCGUCCUGCCCCAGUACUCGCUGGCCUGGAUCCAGGCGGUGGCGCACUACCUCCGGCAGAACCUGCUCAUCUUCCUGCACAUCCCCAAGUACACUGACAGCAACAUGGUCCACCACUUCAAGCACUACUUUCAUUCCAGCAGCGGGUUGCCUGACUCCGAUAUCUACCUCUACAAUAAGCCUGGGGGUCAGGGAACGGGAGGGAAAGGUACCAUGUCGGAGCUCGUUCAGCACCUCUUCCCACCUUCCCAGUUCCAAGGGAUCGCUUGCAUCGCCCUGUCUUUCGUGGACGCUCAAGGCCGCCCCCUGCAGGUCCCGGCCCAGGAGUGCACCGAGGCUCCGCGCGGAGACUCCUCCGCCAUCGCGCUCCAGCCCCAGCACUUCGAGUCCCUCACGACCGUCGUCAAGCUGGGCCCCCACGGCCAGGAGACGGGGGCGAAGAUGCGCGUCCGAUUCGACAUCUGGGAGCAGGGGAACGUGAGCCCCCUCCAGCUGACCGACAAGCUGCGGGGGGCCCUGCGGCACGCCCUGUGCGACGUCAUCAUGGAGUUCCGGGUGCUGCCCAGCCCUUUGUGUCUGGAGGUCUUCAGCGUGCCCGCGGCCGUCCCAGCAGGCCAGAGUGACCACGCGAACGGGCUUCUGAUUCCACAACAGCCUGAGAGCAAAGAGAACAAGGAUCCAGUCCGGCAGUCCAGCGGUCCCAGGGGUAUUAAAAGCAGCCCCUCUCCCAUAACCCUGAUACCUGCGCCUGGCACCACCCCUAGCACCGGGACCAGCACCCCCGAGUCCACCACGCCCACCGGCAGGACCACCCGCCGCAGCUUCUGGGAAAUACUGAGCAAGCCGGACCCCUCGGAGCUGGGGAGCCCCAAAACCACGGACGACAUCGUGCAGGAGCGCGGGGAGGACAGCCGGGCGGCGCGGCGGCGGCACAAGACGGAGAGCGUCAAGCAGCAGUGGAGCCAGGAGAGCAGGCCCCGGGCCGCCGAGCUGGAGCAGACGCAGAGGAGACAUGUGGCCCAGCUGGAGGAGGGGGACAUAGGGACCCUGCAUCCGGUUUACCAGAGCACCUGUCAGCCAUGGGUUGCUUUCAUGGCCAAGCUGGGGUGCCCCUCCAUCCAGCAGUGCACGGCUGAGAUUGCCUCUCAGUUCCUGCUCCCCUCAAUCCUAACCGAGAUUGUCAAUCUGGUCAGCUCCCUGGCCAGUGACACUACAGUGAAGGUAUUCGAAAAGACAAGUGGCCCUCAGGGAGACACUUUCAUACCCCUGCCACUCAUUCAUCACCCCGGCAACCCUCCUGGCACUGCCAGGCACUUCAUCCUCAUUGGACGGAACUUCCACCAAUGGCACUGCAGCACGGAGCAAGAAGACAGUUCAGAUGAGGAAAACACCCCUGUGCUUAAUAGGUUCACACCUCACAAGGGGUUCCAGCGAUUCGAGGCCCUGGAGCAGAGCGACUGGUUCAGCCCCGGACAGGCCUGGAAGGGCGUGGCCCCGAGACAGAGGUUCCUCAUCAUUCACAUCCUGGACAAGAAGGUGACCCUGUACACGUAUAACUGGUCGGUGGACCUGGGCGCCAGCCUGAGCCGCGAGCUGAGCCGGCUGGUGCAGUGGCAGAACGCCCGCUCCCACGCCGUGCACUGCCUGCUCAGCCAGAAGAUGGGCCUCUUCCACCACUACUGCUUCUCCGACACGCCCGCGCACGAGGACCUCAAGCAGGAGCCCAACCCCUUCCUGAACUCCACCCUGGAGGCGGACGCCCUCCUGCGCAGUCCCGUCCCGCCCGUGCCCAACAAGGACCAGGGGAGGCUGAGCAGCUCCGGGCGCGGCCUCCCCCCGCUCCCCUUCCCGCCGGAGCUGGUCCCCUUCGACGAGGCCCUGCGGGACGUGGGCGCCGGGCGGCCCGUGGACCCGGCGGGCGGGGCCGACAUCGUGGCUCGUCACGGAGCCCAGCUGCUGGAGAUCAAGGCCGCCGAGCGCAGAGAAAUGGAGAAGCAGAUGAAGAUCGAGAACCUGUUUGUGACGUGGCAGCAGAGAUCCGCGCAGUCCAACAUGCCCAUCACCGCGGCCGACCUGGACACCCUGAAGCAGUCGUCCCGCCUGGUCCACUACUGCGCCACGCCGCUCCUCUUCGACCCCGUCUUCCGCAAGCAGAUCCAGGAGGAGCAGAUCAUCCACCCGCAGGUCAAGAAGCGGCACCGCUCCAACGACUCCAACGCCUCGGGGCGGGACCGCAGCUACAGCACCGACUCGGCGGAGAUGCUGCCCUGCCGCCUGCGGGAGGAGCCCUGGCUGCAGGACAUCUCCAGCACCUUCCUGCAGCAGUACGUCCAGUACCUGCAGAGCAUGGGCUUCAUCCUGGUGCAGGUCCGGCCCCAGUCCCCCGCACGCAGCAUCGCGCGAGCCCGGGCGGCCGCCUUCAGCUCGAUGUCCACCGAGGGCCGGACGUCCUUCUCCUACAACAAGCAGAAGAGCGAGGACAGUCCGAAGCAGAACAGCGCGUCAGGGACCGCCGCCUACCACCUCCAGCGGGCCCUGCCUGGGGGAAUCGUGCUGAUGGAGCUGGCCUUUCAGGGCUGUUACUUCUGUGUGAAGCAGUACGCUUUGGAGUGCUCGCGGAUCCCCAUGGGCCAGACGGUCAACUCCCAGGGCUCCCUCCUCCUCAGCAAACCGCGUAGCAAGCCGUACGCCGAGGCCGCCUCCGUCUCUGACUCUGCGCUGUCCAUGCUCUUCACGGAGGAGUGCGACAAGGUGCGGGACCUGAUGCACGUGCACUCCUUCAGCUACGACUUCCACCUGCGCGUGGUGCACCAGUACCUGCUGGGCUGUCACAUGACCCUGCGGCAGGGCUACCAGCUCACCAGCUUCCUGGAGGACUUCAUCGCCCACCACCCGGACAUCCCCAAGUUCGGCCGCAACCACGUCUUCCAGGGAAACUAUUCUGUCUCCACGGGGAUGAUCACGGCUCACCAGCUUUACAACUACAUCACCGACCACGCCGGCACCUACAAGAUGAAGCCCCUGCGUAUGUCCAAGGCUGCAGUGACCACGGACAUCAAGAAGGGGGCGCCAAGCGCCGACCUGCACGAGUACGCGUUGGUGGCUCUCUGGAACAGCUCCGGCUCCUACAAGGACCUGGAGGGCCUGCGUCACCACGACGACUUCGACGUGUCGCUGCUGGUGUGUCACAACGCGGCUCCUUUCGAGGAGCAGUCUGAGGGGGAGAGGCACCUGCUGAGGCUGCACUACUACGUGAUCAUGACCAGCCAGCGCGAGCUCUUCCCCAGGCUGACGGCCGACAUGCGGCGCUUCAAGAAGCUUCCGCCCAUCCACCGGGAGCCCAGCGACCUGGGGGGGCGGUCCCCGCAGGAGAGGGCGGAGCCGGGCGGGCCCCGGGAGGCCGAGGACCUGUGGGAGGAGGCGGUGGCGGCGGCGGCGGCGGCCAGCGACGGCAGCGAGUUCUACCCGCCGGACGCCCAGGAGGCCCCGGGCCUCUUCUACACCUCGCCCCUCUUCCCGCUGCUCAGCUCGGAGGUGAGCGCCGCCCGCCGGCAGAUCCAGACCAGCGUGCAGCAGGCCAUGGGCCACUGUCGCCGCGACAACCUGUGGCGGCGCCUCUUCCACGGCGAGCACCUGGCCCUGGACAAGCUGAAGCUGAGCAAGCUGUCCUUCGCCGAGCUGGAGGAGCUGCUGGACGCCGUGCAGAGCCGCUCGGUCGGGGAGAUCGACCCCCAGCUGGACUGCUUCCUGACCAUGAGCCCCGGCUGGUAUCUGAGCCUGAUCAAGGUGCUGCUGUCGCGGUUUCCCCAGAGCUGCCGGCACUUUGUGGACGACAGCGGGGUCCAGUAUCUGGCUGUCCUGAACCAAAAAUUCAUAGACUGCUUUGUUCUAGUCUUUCUUGACGCCCAAGCGGGGAAAACGAGCCUCAAGGUUGUUUUCAGAGAGCCGUUGCCGUCCCAGCCGCAGCCUAGCAACAGCCCGCCGCCGCAGUUGGUGUCCAUGUACCACCACCUGGAGUCGGUCAUCAACACGGCUUGCUUCAACCUGUGGACCGGUCUGCUGUAGGGACAGAGCGCCGACCCCCCCCCCCCCCCCCCCCCCCCCCCCCCGCCACAUAAGCCUGCGCAUGCGUGUGUCCGUUUUCUGCAAAUAUGCGCGAGUGUGCUUUGCGUGCAAGUGAUAGCUUUCCAUCGGUGGCGUCGGGCUAAUGUUAGCCGCCGGGCAAAAGCAGGGCCGGUCACAUCACUGAAGACUGUGUCAUUUGCACCCGGAUCGGGGGCCGUUUUUGUUUUGCUAGCAGCUGAAUAACACUGGAGAAAAUAUUGUCCUUCUUAGACGGUGCCAAAACAAUAAUCGCCUAGCACAAGCAGUGGAUUUCAAAGGAUACCCACGAGUUUUCAGCAAUCGGGAUUUCCUUUGCGACAUCCAUCUGAGUAUUAUUCAAGCCAUUAUCGCUGACCGCGGAGGCAUUUAUAAGCGGAAUGUGGGGAAAAUUCAAACCUGUUUUCCAGGAAAUGUUCCCUCCACCCUGAGUCAAAGGCCUCCGAAUGCAAAAAAAGACGCACGUCUGCCAGUACCGGGAGGUUUUGACAGCCAGUGUCUCUUACAACAAAGAGGAGAGAGCGUUCCCUUAAUGGAGGGCACUUGAAAAAAAACACAUCGAGGCUUAGGUGAACACUACCUCAGAAAGAAGGAUUAUACUGAAGAAGCUUCAUCCCCGAAGCGAGCAUCGUACCAGGCGACGCACGUGCCAGUUAUGCAAGCGGCUCUUAGAAGAGGGCGGGCAUUUUGGCAAGGGGCGUGUUCUUUCAUCACGUCCAGCGGCCAAUCACGCGGUUCCUAAAAGGGGGGGGGGGAGACGGCCUUGGUCCGCUGUGCUUUCGGAAGCCCCCCACCCCCCCCCCCCCCUUCAUCAGACGUUUAACGGGAAGCCACGGGAGACCGCGCUUCAACCUGGAUGCUGUUAACCGCGCCCAUCAGACCGAUUUUCGGCUCCGCCUCUCUCGCACGCGCCCGCGCCCAGACCUCAGAGAGACCGCAGGUUAGGAGUGGAUAGGAGUUCGGCUACAUGGAGGAGGAGGACCCAGCAUUUUGGGGGCCAGGCGCAUCACCGACCUGCUUUGGCCAAUCCUGGGCGCUUAUCUGUUUACCGCCCAACCUCAUCUCGAACGGUUACACCCGGAUCACGCCGCUCGGCACAGGGCGUAAUUCCGAUUCCGACGAAAGGGGGGGUUUUUUUUCUGCGAACGCGAACGCUCUCUGCCGUCACAGCCCUCGGUGUCGCCCGAUUAAUUCUCCACACUUCCACCGCGUCAAAUGGACUCCCCAACGGUCCCCACUGCCAUGUCUGCAUCCCACAAGUGCCUGUUUCUUUCUUUUUUUUUCCUUUCUCCCUUUGACGAUGUGAUGGGAAUGGCACUAUUAUGUUGACCUUGAAGAGGAAUCCUUGAAAAAUCCAAUUAAACUGCCUAUUAAUUCCGCCACAGUUGAGGGCAUAGCUGGGCGCCAGCAUUUAGCAGCAGAUGAAGAGGCUAAAGCAAGGCCCUGUGGUUUCAUUUGUCCCCAGUAAGUGUAUCACUGCACUGGUAAUACACACACACACACACACGCACGCAAGCAUACAGGUUAAGCUGAGAGAUCAUCGCAAUACUCAUAGACAGCCUUAAUAGUAUGCAUUUGCUUAUCUUGAAGGAAACCAAAUAAUUUAUGGUCAGGGCCCCUAUUUAAAAGGGAGGAAGGCAGGAGUUUUAAUCAUCGAAGUGUGUGCGAGACAAUACCUUUCGCAUUUUUUUUAGUUAAGAACACUGGGUAUUUAAUACAAUCUAAUUAUUAAUGUACUUAAAUGCAAGAUGCUUAGUAAUUCAAAGGUGUGUUGAAAAGGUAAUAUAAUUUGAGUGACUUAAAUGUCUGAAGCUGUUCUAUAUGUACAUUAUGUAUAUAAAAUGAAAAUCCUAUUGUAAGUAUAAAAUGCUGCAUUAAACAUUUCAGACAAUUAAAAU
Messenger RNA from Anguilla anguilla (European eel), 13748 nucleotides. RefSeq names its product SZT2 subunit of KICSTOR complex (gene szt2). The transcript has 77 exons. NCBI's taxonomy places the organism in Eukaryota, Metazoa, Chordata, Actinopteri, Anguilliformes, Anguillidae. Bases 457 to 11814 code for a protein of 3785 amino acids. Gene Ontology annotation, cellular component: peroxisome. The record is from RefSeq and is a predicted model, not a curated record.